This is a messenger RNA of Cryptomeria japonica (Japanese cedar), 1041 nucleotides long. RefSeq lists its product as uncharacterized. NCBI's taxonomy places the organism in Eukaryota, Viridiplantae, Streptophyta, Pinopsida, Cupressales, Cupressaceae. The record is from RefSeq and is a predicted model, not a curated record. The transcript has 2 exons. The coding region runs from base 1 to 1041 and encodes 346 amino acids.
AUGGAAUUUGAUUCUGAUUCAAAUGAAAUAGUAUUUGUUGGUCCGAUUAUGGAGACAGAUGAAAGAAACAUAAUAGAUCACACUACUUCGAUGGCUUCAAGACCACCUAAUGUGCAAAAAGAAAUAGAAUUAAUCCAUGCAUGGAUUAAUAACCCACACGCAGAUCCUUUACAAAUGAUUGAUUGGCCUGCAAUUGGUGUGUCUCCAAUUAACGAAUAUGUCACACUAGGAUUACUUGACAUGGCAUUCCCAGCAUUGUUUGCUGAUGGUAUUUCUGUGAUUUUAGUUGGAGAUCUAAAUCAGUUGCCUCUGGUUAGAGAUAGACCAGCAUAUGACAGCAACAGACGAGCAAAACUAUUGUUGGAAGACUUCAAAAUUGUGGUAACGCUGGAAAAAAUAUUUAGACAAGAUGGAGAAGAAAUACAACAAAAGCAAUUUCAUGAACUAUUGACAAACAUGAGAGAAGCACACCCUACUAUUAAUGAUUGGAAGUUGUUAAUGUCAAGAACAAAUAGUAAUCUUACUGCACCAAUGAAUGAAGAGUUUGACAAUAACAUUCAUUUAUUCUCCACAAAUGAUAAUGUUUACAAUCAUAACAGAAAAAAAUUAUAUUUACUAAAACAACCCAUGGCACGCAGUGUUGCAACAAAAUCUAGAAAUGUUAGUGCAAUGGAAGGGAGUUGGCAGGAUGAACUUGAUAUGGAAUUACUGAUCUCAAAGAAUGCAAGAGUAAUGUUAACUACUAAUCUAUGGAUAGAAGUGGGUCUUGUAAAUGGAGCUUUGGGAUAUGUUGAAAAUAUUGUAUACAAACCUGGAAGUAUGCCACUAGAACCACCAACGUAUGUAAUGGUUAAGUUUGAUACUUACUCUGGAAUACCAUUCGAUGCUCAAAUCCCACAAACAGUUCCUAUCAGUGCAACACAUAGAGGAUCUACGACCCAUAUACCAUUGAGAUUGGCUUGGGCAAUGACAAUACACAAAUCACAAGGUCUAACACUUGAAAAAGCCACAAUUGAUAUAGGUCCAACUGAAAGAACAUGA